Messenger RNA from Globicephala melas (long-finned pilot whale), 8727 nucleotides. RefSeq names its product suprabasin (gene SBSN). Lineage: Eukaryota; Metazoa; Chordata; Mammalia; Artiodactyla; Delphinidae. The record is from RefSeq and is a predicted model, not a curated record.
UGCCCGGGCGACACGCGGGAGGCCGAGCCGGUGCCUGCGCGAUCCCGACCCCGCGGGAGCCGCUCUCGGGGUCAGGGCGCGGGGCCUACCGAGCGCGUGCGGGGUGGGCCUGGAUCCCGGACCCGACCCCGCUGUGACCGGCGCAGAGACACGGGGCGCAGCUGAAAUGAGCUUCACGAAGUUGUCGUUGAGCGUGAUGCCACCCUUAGCAUCAAAGAUAGACAAAUGAGUAUCGCCAACAAAGUCCGUGGACACGACCCGGCCAUCAGUAUUUCAAAGAUAAGCGUGGGUCGUAGAGCAGGGACCUCCAGGAGCUCAGGCUCGUGGGCACACUGUCAUCCAUUCAUCUACAGUAUCUGAUGGAGCCGCCCUCUGUCCAGCUGCUGGGGACAGGGUAUGAGGAAGACAAAUGGGGGCUAUUCAGGUAGGGGACUGGCCAAAGGAUACAGACUGAAAACAGCCUCUGAGGCUGCACCAACAGACAUCUCUUCCGGGGAAAAAUGCACGUGGAAUGUGGCAGCGAGAGGCCCUCCCUGCGGGGAGGCAGUGAGUCUGGCUCUGGACGAUUAGGAGGAUCUGGUCAACUCCAGCCCUCAGCAGGGUCUCAGGUGGAAAGAACUGCAGCACAAAGGCCCUGGGGGUUUGGCCCUAGCAUGGUGGAAGGCCACAGGAAGGUUUUCAGCUCUGGGGGUGAUGUGAUCUGAUUUCUUUAAGAGAUCCUGGCAGCUGUGUGAGGGUGGACCUUCAGGAGCUAAAGCAGGGAGACAGCACCAAGGUGGACGGACAGAACUGGCAGUACUGGGAGCAAAGAGAUGUGAUACCCAUUCCUCACAGGGAAGGCAUCUGGCUGUGGCCGGCCCCGAGCAAGUGUUGAGAAAUGGGAGCCCUUGUCUUGUUCGCUAAGCAUAUAUCGAGCACCUGCUAUGUGCCAGGCCCUGGGAAGAUGGCUGGAGCUAUGGAAGUGAAAAACGAGGCCCAAAGUCUCUGCUGUCUUGGAGUGUACAUGCUAGCAAGGCCCACAGUGGCUGUGAAAUGACACUUCAGGUAAGGAAAAGGGCCACAAAAAGAACAUCUCUCUGAGAUGAGAGGUUGAAGUAGCGACUUGGAGAAGGUGAGGACAGACUAUGUGGCCACCUGAGGGAAAAGCUUUCCAGACCAAAGGGGCAGCAAGUGCAAAGACUGAGGUAGGGGAGAGCUGACCUUCCCAGCCUCUGAGGUAGGGGAGAGCUGACCUUCCCAGCCUCUGAGGUAGGGGAGAGCUGACCUUCCCAGCCUCUGAGGUAGGGGAGAGCUGACCUUCCCAGCCUCUGAGGUAGGGGAGAGCUGACCUUCCCAGCCUCUGAGGUAGGGGAGAGCUGACCUUCCCAGCCUCUGAGGUAGGGGAGAGCUGACCUUCCCAGCCCUGCAGUUCCUGUCUUGAUACGCUGCAAAAAGCUCCUUGGCAAGUGGAAAAUCACGUUCCCUUCCCAGAGGCCUCUUCCCAGGGUCCCUUCUGCUCAGCCCCUACCUCAUCCUCAGUGUAGGCAAGGAUGCCGGCCAUGGGCCCCUUGGCUUCUGCUUUUAUGGCCUCCUCGAUGCCUGAGGACAGGGUAGGCUGGGCCAGGCGGCAGGUCAGGUCCACAGCAGACACGACUGGGGUUGGCACUCGGAACGCCAUUCCAGUCAGCUUCCUGGAGAAUCCCACAUCGGGGGCGGGAGUCAGAACCCAGGGACUUCAUCAUUUCCCCCUUGUCUCUGCUUUCCGCUCAGGAGACACCUCAAGGAUUGGGGGCUAGUCCAGUCCUCCUGGGUUGCACCCCCCACCCUUGUUGCAGCUUCAUGCCCUCAUACCCUUGGAGGUCUUGGAUGACUUUGCCCACAGCCUUGGCAGCCCCUGUGGGGGCCGGGAUGAUGUUCUGGUGGGCACCCCGUCCGUCUCGCCAGGCCUUCUCCGAUGGCCCGUCCACUGUCUUCUGGGUGGCAGUGUAGGAAUGGACUGUGGUCUUGGGGAAGAAGAGGGCUGAGGUGAGGCCUUUUUGCCCCCAAGCUCCCACACUGCUUUUUCCCAGGCCCAGGGUGGUGACCCAGGGGUGGAGGCUGGCAGGGCCUCCACCACCGUCACAGGAGGGGCACAUGCAGGCAGGGUCCAGAGUUUAAAAGGCUUCACCACUGGUGGGCUUCUCGUCCCCAAGCCAGUCUCUCCCUGUUAACCCCACACGCUAAGCAAGUAUGGGAGGAAGAGGUACAGUUUCCCAGCCGUGCCUCCUGCCUCAGCCCCUCUCCGCACCUCACCAUCAGCCCUGCCACAAUCCCAAAUCACUCAUGGAUGACCUUGGCGAGGGGGGCCAGGCAGUUGGUGGUGCAGGAUGCAUUGCUGAAAUGGCCUGGGUGUGCAAGGCACUGUGAGGUGAGUCGCAGAGCCACCCUUCCACCCUUACCUCCUUUCAGGGUUUGCACCCAGGCUUGGUUUUGUGAAAAGUCAGGCUGGGGAUGAGGGAGCAUUGGGGAUGCCGUCAGACCGAACGAGGCACCAGAGGUGCAGCUGGGGGAAGCUCCCCAAGCACGUUCUCCAGAAGUCGUGCAGUUCUAACAGAUGGUUUUAGGGUAACAUUAACAAGAUGGCUGUUAAGACUUUGGGGAGGAGAAGUGCAUUGAUGUGAAAAGAGCACCAGGGGCCGAGUGGGAGUGGGAGUGGGAGUGGGGAGGGCGAGUCGGAUUCCUCCCCACCGCAGGCUGGCUUGUCCUCCAGGCACACACUUCAGAAUGUUGCUGCCCAUUGCCUGACAAUUUUCACGGAGCCGGGGUUAUAGUCCUUUUCGUUCACCCCCAUGACAAACAUGGGUGCCUCUGGAGAGGGCGCGCAGAUGACCGCACGCAGGGCACCUGCCUCAAUGUGGGCCUAGGGAAGGCUCACAGGUGUCAUGAGGUGCUUCAAGUGCCACACCCCCUGGGCGGCCCUGGGCACCUGUCCCGACUUACUGUAGUUUCCUCUAAGGACAGGUGCACGCCUGUGGCCUCCACCACCACAAAGGGGCUCCCGACAGACUUCUGGGGAUUUCUUUGGGCUGCUUGCUGUGGAGGGGCGGUAGCACCGUGAGUCAGUCUCUCGCCUUCAUAGUCCGUGGCCUUCACCAUUUGAAAGGCUGACCAGACACCUUCCUGCCUGGCCGUCUGUUCCCCUCACCCCACACACCCCUAGCUGCCCCAGAUGGGUCCGACCCUGCUGGCCUUUCCUCUCAUCGCUAACCCCCCGAGUGGGCCACUUUUCUUGACUGUACCUGCUAUGCCUGGGUACAAGCCGCCACCUCCCCAACUCAGGCCGCAAGCCCGCCUGGGGGACCAUCUAGACUACUCCCAGCCAGGUCAGGCCCUUACUACAUAUGCUGCCCAGGAUGUAGACCCCAGGAGGGUGAGGCCUGCCCUACUGCUUCUGGCUUCAGUCCUGGCAGCUUCAUCACAGCCCUCCUAGCCCUUCUUCUCUUGACUCCUCAGCUCCUGCAACAGGGAUCCUGCUGCCAGAGGCCAGGCAAGUCCCUGAAAACACACAGCACAUCCAGAGAGCAGCUCCCAGGGGUCUGAAGCCUUGAGGCGGCCCUGGGGCUAGCAGCGGCUAGUGGUUUAUAUUGGAAAGGAUGGGCAGAAUGAAAGCAUUGCUGAGACAUGAAGAAAUGCUCCAGUUAGUAACUGAGGAGAGGCCGGGCCCUAAAGCUUCAGGAAUGGCUCAAGGGCCGGGGCGACUCACCCAUUGAUGCCAACAGUCAGCUCCCGAACCACAGAAACCUUCUUAGGUGCAGGAGGUGGAGGUGGUGGGACUUGCUCUUUGACUGGCUGGGGCUCCGGAGGGGGUGGUGCUCUGGUCACUGUUGGGAGUGGGGGAGGGGCAGUGAGCCGCACCAUCACUGCGACAGAAUGAGCCAUCUUUGCCACCCAGAACCUGCUGCUGGCUCCUGGCCCUGAGUGGCCAACCAUAUAGCCCAGUGUUUCCUAAACCGACCUGAUCAACAGAAUGAGCAGGGGGUGGGCUUGUUUUAAAAUAUCCAUGCCAGGGCCUCUUCCCUGGAGAUUCUAACUCAGUGGGUAUAUAUUUUUAACAAUUGCUUGGGGGUGAUAGUCUCUGUGCCUCAGUUUCCUCCUCUGUAAAAUGGAGAUGAUAAUAGUACUUCUCUCAGAGGGUCACUGUGAGGAUUAAAUGAGUGAUACAUGUAGUGCUUAUGAUAGAGUCUAGGAAACAUUCCAUGUACGUUAAUAUUUCAAAGAUCAUUUCCCAAACUUGCCUGAUAAUUGAUCUAGUCCAGUGGUCCCCAAACUGUUCUGGUAAGAAUCACCGGGAGGCUGAUUCCUAGGGAAAUCUGACUGUAGGUUUGCACUGAGGCCUAGGGAUCCUGUUUCCAACAAGGUGAUGCUUACCCUCAGAGAAGUUUAGGAAACACAGGUCUCUUGUAACAUAUGAAACAAAUGGAAACCCAUGUCAGCUUCUGCCUCUCCGGACACACAGAUCUACACCCAUGCUGCACUGGGAGCACCUGUGCUUGAAGCUAUGCCACCUGAGCUACAGGUGAGGGCUUCAGGUAGGGAGGAGAAGCGUGGAGACAGCAGUCAGGGGCCUAGCUGGUAGAGGGUUUCAAGCCGGGGGUCAGGCCUUGAUGUCAGCUCUGGCUCAGCCACCUGCCAGCUGAGUUGUUUUGAGCAAGUUAAUGAAACUCUGGCCUGUUUCUUGAUGUCACAUCUGACCCUCCACCUGGGGGCUACUGUAAGGACUCAGUGAGAUCUCAAGGCCCAGGAGGUGCUGAUUUUAAUAGAGGGGAGAAAGUCUGACAUGAAGUGUAUUCGUGAGGAAAGGGAGAGGGAAGGGAUUGGAGAGAGCCUGGAGGAUGAAGGUAGGAGUUGCGCUUGGCACCAGAAUCAAAGGCACCUUGGAGGGGGUGGGGUUAGGAGCUGGGGGUCAGCCGACCUGUCUCUCUCCCUGGUCUCUCCAGGCUGCCACAGGCCUUGUGGCGUGAGGCUGGGCUGUGCGUGUUUCCAGUAGCACUACAAGUUCAUAAAGGUAUUAGUCAGUGUUUACUGGUGGUUAUUGGUGACCUUAAGAAUGUUUGUAUCCCUGGGGGUUCUGUUUCUGCUCUCAUGAAAAGGGGAGAUUUGUCCAUAUGGGUGAAGAGUGGGGAUCUGAGCCCACUCAGUGACCUUUGAAAGCCCAGGUGGUCCUUCUCUCACAACUUCCCCCAGCCUUCCCUUCUCCCUUUGCUCCAGGGUGGGGUACAUGGGCUGGAGGAGAGCUGCUGCGCUGGGAAGGAAGAGCCCGGAGGAGCUUCAGUGAUGAAGCAUCAGCCGGCAGAGACAACAGCAAGUGCAAAGGCCAUGAGGCAGGAAUGAGCUUGGUGUGUUUGAGGACCAGGGAGAAGACCCGUGAGGCCGGAGCAUAAGAAGUGUGGGUGUUGGGGGUCAACAAGGACAACAAACAACAAGAACAAGGUCUGAUGAUUCCCUCAACUCCCCGGGGUUGCUCCCCACCCCCUGACUGUGCCUCCCACCCUUCCAAAAUCUUGCUGCUGGGGAAACUGGAUCCUUAGGUCCCCGGAGAGGAGUGAAGAUGCUGAAGAACCAGGCCUGGGUCCCAGGGAUGGAGGGUGCCUGAAGGUGCAGUUGGGAGAAAGGAGGCCUGGACAGUGGGUGAGGAAUAGAAAGGGGAAGUGAUUGGAAGGGCAGACAUCUGGGCUCCGGGGUGGAGGACCUGAGCUGGGCAAGGAGCAAAGAUGCCAUGUGAGUCUUCUCCAUUUAUGACUCACCUACUCUUCCUCCUCCUCUUCAUUGCUCAACCCCAAAUCUCCCUGGGAAUUACCUCACUGACUGGAGAUCAAGUCAGUGCCUCACAGGGUAAUUGAGUCAUGAGGGGUGGAGCAGAGGAAAGGAAGCAGAGGAUAAAUAGUAGCUUUGCCUCCCUGGCCCCUCUCUGCAUCCUCCCCACUUCCCCAACAAUAUGCAUCUUGCCAGUUUGCUCAGCUCCUGCUUCCUCUUGCUGCUGCUGGGACCUUUGCCUGGAUGGGCGGCCGGUGCUGACCCCGUUAAGAAGGUCACUGAAGGGAUCAGCAAAGGGCUGAGCAAUACAGAGAGAGAGGUGGGCAAGGCCCUGGAAGGCAUCAAUAAUGGAAUCCCUCAAGCUGGAAGGGAGAAAGAUUUUAGUGGACUCAACAGUGUGGGGAGCCAGGCCGGUAAGGAGCUGGACAAGGGCGUCCAGGGGCUCAACCACAACUUGGACAAGGUAACCCAUGGAAUCAACAAUGUCGCCGGACAAGCAGGAAAGGGAGCAGAGAAGUUUGUCCCUGGGGUCAACAGUGCUACUGGACAGGUUGAGAAGGAGGCAAACAAAGUGAUUCAGGGGGUCCACGAUGGGGUCAACCAGGCAGGAAAUGAGGCAAGUAGGUUUGGCCAGGGGGUCCACCAUGCUGGGAAAGAGGGAGAAAAAAUAGUCCAGGGGGUCCAUCAUGGAGGUAAUCAUAAUGGAGAGGAGGUGGGACAGUUUGGUCAGGGGGUCAGCCACGCUGCAGGGCAGGCUGGGAAAGAGGGAGAAAAAAUAGUCCAAGGGGGGCAUCAUGGAGUUAAUCAGGCUGGAAAGGAGGUGGGAAAGUUUGGUCAGGGGGUCAGCCACGCUGCAGGGCAGGCUGGGAAAGAGGGAGAAAAAAUAGUCCAAGAGGGGCAUCAUGGAGUUAAUCAGGCUGGAAAGGAGGUGGGAAAGUUUGGUCAGGGGGUCAGCCACGCUGCAGGGCAGGCUGGGAAAGAGGGAGAAAAAAUAGUCCAAGAGGGGCAUCAUGGAGUUAAUCAGGCUGGAAAGGAGGUGGGAAAGUUUGGUCAGGGGGUCAGCCACGCUGCUGGUCAGGCUGGAAAGGAAGUGGAGAAACUUGGCCAAGGUGUCCCCCACGCUGCUGGUGAGGCCGGGAAGGAGGAGGACGGGUUGCAUCAGACGGUUCAUGAUGGGACCAACCAAGCCGGCAAGGAAGCCAACCAGCUGCUGAAUGGCAGUCCUCAAGGCAGAUUCACUCACCAGAACGGAGGGGCUGCAACCACAACCUUAACAUCUGGAGCUUUGGUCAACAAGCCCUUCAUUGACCUUUCAGUUCUGUGGAAGAGCCUCACCAACAUCAUUCUCUAAACUGACGAACUGGCCUUGUUGAACAGACUGACAUUCCUGUUGUCAUAUCAGCUGAAAUGACCCGAAGGAACCGGGGGGAAGUAGGAGGAUAGAUUUCUGGAGUCCCUUAAGGGGCUGUACUGAGAUUUGUGGAUAAUACAACACACUGUACUCUCAUCAUGGUUCACUGUGCUCCCUCAGGAGGGAUUCGUGGAGGGGAGGCUUGUCUUUUCUCCUCUUGCUUCUUCACCGGAGACGCUGGGGGGUCUGAUGCACAGGAUGGGUUGAUCUGGAGAUUUCAGGCUGAUCCGAUGGAAGAGGGCCAUCACAGGGAUGAGCCAUGCUUCACUAGUGCAAAAUUCAUGCUCAGCACGGGGAGGAAAUUCGUGCAGGGGAAGCCCCUCCAGGCCAGUAGCGGGGGAGAAGCACCAGGGAAAAAGUGGCAGGAACCUUGGUGAAGCCCAAGGGGGUAGCAUCCUCAUUCGGGAGUGUGGCACCAAAGGGAUAUCAAUGGUCACUUGUGUGUAUUGCGCAAUCAGGGCAUGCGAGGCUCCCUGCGCUUUGCCUGCAUGACCUCACUGAAUCCUCCCAGCCACCCAGUUAGGUAAGAGGUGCUGCUAUUGCCCCAUGUUAUAGAAAAUCCCAUGGAGGCUCACGCAAGUUAAGAAACGUGACUACGGACACACAAUAAGUGGAGGGAGAAACAGCCUAAGAGCUACCGAGGACAUUCUGAAAACGAAGAGGUCUCUCUCCUGUUUAGUAUCAGUAAGGAGGAGACUCAGUGAAUAGGAGAGAGGAAAGAGGUACCUGUGGGAGAUCCUCUCUUGGGGACGAGGGCCAAAGGCUCAGGGGGGAAGCCACUCUGAUGACAGGAGGCCUCUUUACAAGGACAGGAAUAGGGACAUGGAAGGCCCGGCUCAAAGCCCGGACCAGUAAUGAUAGCAACCACUACAUCCUGAGCACUUCGUAGCUUCCAGGUACUGUGUGAAAGGCUGUUCCUACUCUGUAACCAUUUAAGCCUCCCACAACCCAAAGGCAGAAGUUCCCUUAUGAUCCCCAUUGUAUGGAUGAGGAAACUAAGGCUCAGAGGGGCCAGGGCACUUGCCGGGGGCAACCCAGGAGAAAGCAGCAGGCCUGUCUAUUGCCAGAACCUGACCUUGCACGGUCACCUGUAACGUCUCUAGAACACUUGCCAAGCACGGGCCUGAGCGCUGAGAGACCUACAUUCCAGUCAGAACCGUGCGCCUGUAGGCCGCAUCCUUCCCCUCCAGGUGCCACCAUUUCCUCCCAUGUAAAGGGGGGUGGGUGUCUGCAGGAGAGGACUGCAAACAUGGCUUCCAGCUCCAAAAUUCCAUCAACCGUGGGACCAGAAAUAAGAGACAGUGUUCUUGCCCUUUGGGGAAUUUACAGGCUUCGUGGGGAGAUGAGGUGUAUAAACAGAACAUGAAAACAAAUACAAAGCGAUGCAUCACUAAGGACUAAAUGACACAGCAGGGAGGGGAGGGGCCUGACGUGCACAGUAAAGGUGGUGCUCCUGGCGCUUUAUGUUCUCCUUGUUUUUCCUUAUCUGUAGAAUACCACCAUUUUUUUUUAAGUUUUAUUUUAAUUUAUUUUUUACUUUUUUU